AUGGAGGACAGCUGGGAUCUGCAAGCUUUGGUGAGGUCAGGAUGGAGUACUAAUUAUGAAGAGUUUGCCAAUAUCAUGGACAACCCACCUUCCUUGUUUGCUCCUUUGAAGUUUGAUCAAGAUGAGCUUUUAAAUUUCGAAGAAAGUUUUGAAACCCCGACUGAUUUUGUUGAAGUAGAUGGCCUUUACAGGCCUUUCUACCCUGUGUUGCACCAAACCCUUAAUUCCCCACAAAACAAUAUCCUUAGUACGAGUAUCAGUACCACAUCCAUAUCUAUUCCCAAAGAAGAGAAACAGGGAGAAAAGGUGCAAAAGAAGAAACCUACAACAACCUGUGCAAAUAGCAGUGAUGCUAAUAGUGCAGCCAAAUCAAAAAGGAGGAAGAAUCAGCAAAAAAGAGUUGUUCAACAUGUGAAAGAAGAUGGUCUCUCUUCUGAUAUGUGGGCUUGGCGCAAAUAUGGGCAGAAACCCAUCAAGGGAUCUCCAUAUCCAAGGAGUUACUACAGAUGUAGCAGUCUCAAAGGAUGUUUGGCAAGAAAACAAGUGGAAAGAAGCAGUACAGAUCCAUCAACAUUUAUCAUAACCUACACAGCUGAGCACAGCCAUGCCCAUCCUACUCGAAGAAGCUCACUGGCUGGUAGCACCAGAAUCAAGCCGACCGCUAUGCCUAAAGAAGCCACUACAAAUAUUGAGCCCAACAUGCCAACAGUCAAAGACGAACGUUCGCCAAAUUUUGAUGGGGUUCUCUCUUCAACAACCACUUCAACGACUUCCAUUGAAGAUGAAUCGUUGCAACAUGUGAGUAGCAAAAAUAAGGAAUUAUUAGAUCAAGGGCAGAUUUUGGAAGAAAAUGAAAGCAAGGAAAUUGUCAUGCCAGAUUUAGUAUUCAGCGAUGAUUUAUUUCCAAGUUUAGAGGAUUUGGAAGGAUUUCUUUUGGAUCAAUAA
Messenger RNA from Dovyalis caffra, 945 nucleotides. Lineage: Eukaryota; Viridiplantae; Streptophyta; Magnoliopsida; Malpighiales; Salicaceae. The record is from the annotation of a GenBank genome assembly.